UCAGACAUAGCAGACGUGCUAACAAACGCACCCCGUUGUUAACGGAAAUUUUGCCGGGUGGUUCGUAAACUUUUGCCGGCACAACGUUUGCCAUGGAGGGAGAAUUCCUCUUCGUUGCGGUGGUUCUAGUGCUGAGUGGUCACACGGAGGGACAGACCACUGUGGCAAACGCUGAACAAGGGUGUGGACGAGCGGACGGGGGUUAUAUGGUCAUACGUGGCUUAUCCGGCGCCAUCUCUAGCCCUGGUCACCCUGCCAUGUACCCAUCUAACUCAGUCUGCGCGUGGAGGAUCAUUGUCGAUGAAGGUCAGCGGAUCGUUAUAGUCUUCAACGCGUUGGAUAUUGAAGUCGACGCGCAGUGUAGGUAUGACUACUUCCAGAUUCGUGACGGAUCGGAGCCCUCUGCCGCUUCCCUGGCCAAAGUUUGCGGAAACUCCCUCCCGAGCCCGGUAACAAGUUCGGGGAACAAUGUACUCAUCACCUUUAGGUCCGACGACAGCGUUGGCGGCGAGGGUUUCGGCAUAGAGUGGUCGGUGGAGUGCCUACCUACCCUGAUCUCCUGUGACUACAGCGCCACCUGCAUUAACCAGUCAAAGACAUGCGACCUGAUCAAUGACUGUAACGACUGGACAGACGAGGGUGCAGAUUGUCUAGAACAGGGCUUGGGGGCUUAUGCAGCGCUCAAGAACGCUGGAUGCUCAAGUAACAUCGAGAACAUCGUGGAAAACGGAACUCUGUCCACCCCGAACUACCCGAGCUUCUACAUCGCUGGGAUGGACUGUGCAUGGACCCUGAGCGCGGCCCCUGAGUCGGACGGGCGCUACCCCACCAUUCUCGCCAGCUUCGACGAUCCAUUCGGCGUCGCUUGCAGCGCGGGAAACAUUGAGAUCUCAACAAGCGACAGCAACGGGGUAGUGGAGAGCACGACCGUGUGCGGGGACCAGGCGGGGCCCAUCGCGAUCGGCGCCGAGGAGGGGCAGACCAUGAUCCUGACGUUCUCCCCGAGCUCCGUCCCCAUCGGGCAGGGUUACCGGGUGCAGUGGAGCCUUUGCCCGCCGGACUCUCUGGCGUGUCCGGUGACGGGACAGUGUUUCCCUCCUGAAAGCGGUGUGCUGAGCUGUCCAAGCCUCAUUACUACAACACAGGACAUGUGUAAGUUUCAUUGA
Molecule: messenger RNA, 1166 nt
Organism: Branchiostoma floridae (Florida lancelet)
Lineage: Eukaryota; Metazoa; Chordata; Leptocardii; Amphioxiformes; Branchiostomatidae
Product: tolloid-like protein 2
Exons: 8
Coding region: 93-1166 (357 amino acids)
Molecular function (GO): protein binding
Source: RefSeq, a predicted model, not a curated record